UGUGCGCUGUGGCUGGGCUGUUGCUAAAGGGAGGAGAAAAAUCUCACGACGGAGGGCUUUUUACCUCUUUCAUUCGCAGCUUGGACCUUUGGAGGACUACACUGUUAAGCCGAGCCGUACCCGUCCUGACUGAAUUUAAUAAUUCACACCUAGCCGUCAAAUUAUUCGCGCGUCGGCUGAGCUAAACGAUGGUGAAGCCAGACAUUCACACUCUGGCCCACCACCUGAAGCAGGAGCGUCUCUAUGUGGCGUCAGAGAAGCAGCUCAUCCAGCGGCUCAACAACGAGGUGCUAAAGACAGCAGAAAGGCUCUACCGUGCAGCCUGGAUCGCCAAACAACAGAGAAUAAACCUCGACCGCCUCAUUCUCACCAGUGCCGAGGCCUCUCCUGCGGAAUGCUGCCAGCAUGCCAAGUUUCUGGAGGACACACAGUUUGUGGAUGGUUAUAAAACACUGGGCUUUCAGGAGAGCAUCUACGGGGAGUUCCUGAGCCGAUUGAGAGAGAACCCGCGAUUGGUGGCAUCCUGUCUGGUGGCAGGAGAGAGACUCAAUAAUGAGCACACACAGGGGGUCAUACACACAGUCUUCACCUCGCUCUAUGGAAACUGCAUCAUGCAGGAGGAUGAAAGCUACCUGCUGCAGGUGCUGCGUUAUUUGGUAGAGUUUGAGCUAAAGGAAAAUGACAACCCUCGUCGGCUGUUACGGCGAGGCACGUGUGCCUUCAGCAUCCUCUUCAAACUCUUCUCUGAGGGCCUGUAUUCAGCGAAACUUUUCCUCACCGCUACUCUCCACGAGCCCAUCAUGCAGCUUCUGGUGGAGGACGAGGACCAUCUAGAGACAGAUCCAGCCAAACUGAUAGAGCGCUUUACCCCAGCCCAGCAGGAGCGCCUGUUUGGGGAAAAAGGCACAGACGAGUACCGCAGAAAGGUUCAAGCAGCAGUGGAGGAAAAUGAAGCCAAGCUGGUGGCUCUUGUAAACACCUUUAUCGGCUACUUGAAGCAAAACACCUACUGCUUCCCACAAAGCCUGCGCUGGAUUGUGUCUCAGAUGUAUAAGACGCUGGCACGAGUGGAGAGGUUGGAGGUCGGGGAGGUGAAGACGAUGUGCACAGACUUACUGCUCACCUGCUUCAUCUGUCCAGCCAUCGUCAACCCUGAACAGUAUGGCAUCAUCUCAGACGCACCCAUCAAUGAGGUGGCACGCUUCAACCUAAUGCAGGUGGGGCAGUUGUUGCAGCAGUUGGCAAUGUCUGACGCAGAUGAUGGAGAUCCUCGACGUAAAAACAGUUUAUUAAAGUUUGAUAAGAUGUGUGUUGCCGCCUUUUUGGACGUGGUCAUUGAUGGAAGGGCUGUCGAGACUCCACCAAUGUCGUCAAUGAAUUUACUGGAGGGCCUCACACGGACUGUGGUUUACAUGACUCAUAAUCAGCUUUUAGCUCUGGUGGACUUUGUGCGCAGUGUUACAGCAGGCGAUCAGCUCAGAGAGGAAGAGCAUCUGGCUCUAGAAACUCUACUGGCUAAUGUUCCUCAGUCCCGCACAACAAAAAGCAACAGUCUGGAGCUCACACCCUCAAACACACCCCAGCUCUCCCCUGCUACUACACCAGCCAACAAGAAGAACCGCCUUCCCAUUGGACAACAGUUGGCAGCCAUAACAUGUUGGGAGCCCUCUGCCACUUCCCUGUCCGCUCAUAUACCCUUAGUAACCCCGUUUGCAGGCUCUCGCAGCCGAAGCCGAUCCAACAUGGCCCAGGAGGGAGAGACCGAAGCCAGUUCCCAAGAGUCUCUGCAAGAGGUCACGCCUGAGGAAGUGCUGGUCAUCUCGCUAGGAACAUCCCCACAGACCGUUCCCGGGAUGAUGUCAGAAAACGAGGUUCUGACUUUGCAUCUUGGAGAUGGAGGACAAGGAGACGCUCCUGUUGACGACACCAAAUUACAUGGCAAGCCUGACAAAACACUGCGCUUCUCACUUUGCAGUGACAACCUGGAGGGCAUUUCUGAGGGGCCGUCUAACCGCUCCAAUUCAGUUUCUUCUUUGGAUUUGGAAGUGGAGUCUGUGUCAGAAGGAGGACCAGGACCGUCUGGUAGUAACGGUGCAGAGGCCUUACAGCUACUGGAACACGAACAAGCCACUACACAGGAUAAUUUGGACGAUAAACUGCGCAAGUUUGAGAUUCGGGACAUGAUGGGCCUGACGGAUGACCGAGACAUUUCUGAGACGGUCAGUGAGACUUGGAGCACUGAUGUCCUGGGGAGUGACUUUGACCCCAACAUGGAUGAGGACCGACUGCAGGAGAUAGGGGCUGCAGCAGAGAAUGCGCUGGGCAGCAUGCUGUGUUUGCCAGUGCUUUUGGAUCCAUAUGGUUCAACCAUCUCUGAGACCACGAGCGAGGCCUGGAGUGUGGAGGUUCUGCCGAGUGACUCAGAAGCUGCAGACCUGAAGCAGGAGGAACGUUUGCAGGAACUGGAGAGCUGCUCUGGUGUGGGAAGCACUUCAGACGACACCGAGGUUCGAGAGGUCAGCUCUAGACCAAGUACUCCAGGACUCAGCGUUGUUUCAGGCAUCAGUGCCACGUCAGAGGACAUCCCUAAUAAGAUUGAAGACCUACGCUCGGAAUGCAGUUCCGAUUUUGGAGGCAAAGACUCCGUGACCAGUCCAGAUGGAGAGGACUCUGCUCAUGGAGCUCACAGUCUCUCCUGUGCACCUUCUCAAACAGAUUCACUGCUGGCCAUGUUCGAUCCCCUCUCCUCUGGAGAAGGUUCGUGCACUGGCACAAUAGUGCGACCCAAGGUACACUAUCCUCGUCCCCCUCACCCUCCGCCUGACCCACCCAUUCCAGAGGCCAGCAUAACCGGCCACAUGGAACCCCGUCCGCCCCUCUUUCCUCCCCACCUGGCACAGGGUGACCUGGAGCACCCCAAGCAGAGGCACUCUUACCCUGAGAGGCUGGUGAGGAGCCGCAGCACAGAUGUGGUGUCCGCUGGACGUAGACCUAACAGUGACCCCGGACUGAACCGCAGGACCAUGAUGGAGGAGAGAGACCCGGCUGGAGCUUACUCUACUGGGCCUACCUCUUCUCCCAGCAAGGAUUCCCUCAAAGGAGAGUCUGAGGACAGGAAGGACAGUGAUGAUGAGAAGUCUGAUAGGAACAGACCCUGGUGGAAGAAGCGCUUUGUUCCUGCCAUUCCUAAAGUGCUCUAUUGGACGGCAGAGGGUGAACUUCCAGUGCCGAUCUCCGGGCUUCGGAAGCGAGACAAGGCGGAAAAAGAUGAGCAAGGAGCAGAGAGGGUCCCACAAGAUGAGCCUUCACUGCUCAGGCAGAGCUCUAAAACCCAGUCAGCAGAGGCAAUUAUGGACAAGUACAUCAGGUACAUGGAGAAAAGACCCACCCAGGCUGACGGAGCGACUUCUGGAGCUUAUGUUGGACAAGAGUCUUGUCGAGAAGGGGACAGUGAGCAUGACUCUCCUAAAGAUGAAGCGCUGCAGAACAUCUCUGCUGAUGAUCUUCCAGACUCUGCCAGUCAGACAGCUCCACCUCAGGACAAGACCUUCUCCUUCAGUGAUAUUAAGAAGAAGCUACGCCUGGCCCUGUGCUCUGCAGAUUCGGUUGUGUUUCCCAUCAUUCCACCUGCAACAACACGCAACGGUCUUCCAGAUCAUGCAGAUCCUGAAGACAACGAGAUCGUGUGCUUUCUGAAGGUGCAGCUGGCGGAGGCCAUUAACCUGCAGGAUAAGAACCAGAUGGCACAGAUCCAGGAGACCACGCGCUGCGUCAGCCACCUCGACCCGCGCACCUGCAGAAAACUGCUCACUGCCAUGGCAGAGGACUACAGGAAGCGGGCUCCGUACAUCGCCUAUCUGACACGGUGUCGGCAGGGCCUGCAGACAUCUCAGGCUCAUCUGGAGAGACUCCUGCAGAGAGUGUUGAGAGAUAAAGAAGUGGCCAACCGCUACUUUACCACUGUCUGUGUCCGACUACUGCUGGAGCACAUGGAGUCCAAGAUGCUUGACUUCAUUAAAGCGUUUCAGGGCUGCACAGCAGCUGAUGAUAAGACAGCAGCCGUGGAGGAUUUCCUGCGUUACCUGUAUGGAGCCAUGGCCCACGAUGCCAUCUGGCAGUACGCCAGCGAGGAGCAGCUCCAGGACGCACAGAUGGCCAUCGAACGCAGCGUCAUGAACCGCAUCUUCAAACUGGCAUUCUACCCCAAUCAGGAUGGGGACAUCCACAGAGACGAGCUAUUCCAUGAGCACAUUCAGCGACUGUCCAGAGUGGUGUCGGCCAAUCAUAAAGCCCUGCAGAUCCCAGAGGUGUAUCUGAAAGAGGCUCCGUGGCCUUCAGCACAGGCUGAAAUCAAGACCAUCAAUGCCUAUAAGACCCCGCGAGAUAAAGUGCAGUGUAUUCUGCGCAUGUGCUCCACCAUUAUGAACCUGCUCAGCCUGGCCAAUGAGGAUGCUGUACCCGGCGCGGAUGACUUCGUCCCUGUGCUCGUCUUUGUUCUGAUUAAAGCAAACCCACCCUGCCUUCUGUCCACCAUUCAGUACAUCAAUAAUUUCUACGCCAGCAGGCUGAGCGGGGAGGAGUGCUAUUGGUGGAUGCAGUUCACUGCUGCCGUGGAAUUCAUUAAAACCAUCGACGAUCGCAAGUGAAGCAGAACAGCCACCUGUAUGGGCAGACUGUAGGAAGGAGAGAGAGAGAGAGGACAGCACGGACGACUACUCUUCCCUUCAUCCAGAUCUGUAUAUCUGUACAUAAAUAGAGGUGCAAACACUUAAAAAUCGAUCAAAAAUUAGACCGGUUUAACUUCAGUGCGGUGUUAAAUGAGUGAAAUCCAUGUUAGCAGGUGGCGACCUUGGCAUUCUCUACUGAUCUCGCUUAUAACCAACAUCCUUUUCUGUAGUAUUUUGGGGAGCAACCGGGGCUUAGAAUCAACUUUUUUCUAUAUUAAACGCAGAUUUAGCAAGUAAUUAGCUCUGUUGAAACGUAGCUAUCAAGCGAAAAAGGGACCAGGAACUAUAUACAGAUCAUGUGUCGGGACGCUUCUGUGUAAAUCGUGCAAUUUCACGCCCGUUCAACGCUACCAGUCACAUUUCCAGUCAUAUCGAAGAACGCAUCACCUAAAGAUGCUGCCUAUGUAUCAAUGUUACAGAUUGAAUGAAUCAUGCCAUUAUUUUAACAGGGCAGCUUGUUCUAUGAAUGUAAACAGGUGUUGUCAUUAUUGUACAUUCAUUCUUUUCCUACGUUUCCCAGACGAUUUGGAAAUAAGGGCCCACAUAUUUAUAUAAAAUAAAAUGUAUUUAUUACUUAUCUCCUGUAUUUAAUGUUUUAUUAUACUUACUGGCUGGGUUAAUGCACAUGGUUCGGUCGAGGAAUCUGACAGAGAGCUGCUAAAACAGGGUGUCUUCACAUUAGCGGAUAGAUUUGUGGAUUAGUGCCUUGCUGAUAUUUGCGCUAACACUCGUUCCUUCAGUUUUGGUGUAUUUUUCAGCACACCUUGGGUUCCUUGCGUCUUCCUGAACAUGUCAGGCCAGAUCUGUCACAUUUAAGUCUGGCUUAGCAUCGUUACGCUAUUAAUAAUAACAAUCUGGUACAUGCCAAAUUCAAACACCCUUCAAUUGGAUGCUCAGUAUGUUGAUGCUUGUUUGUCUUACAGUGUGGUCUUAUAAACCAGUCUCUCCUGUUGUCCCUGACAAUAUUGACCUUGUGUUUAAAUUCUGUGUUUGAAGUUUGGAUACUUUGGGUUUAAUCACUGUUCUUUUUAUUAUGCAGCUCCCAAGUAAAACUAUGAAUUAGAAGAACUAUUGCUGUUUCUUUUGCGGUAUACUCUCAGAUAAUUAUUAUUAUAUAUAUAUAUAUAUUAUAUAUAUUUUUUAUUUGAGAGGUACAACGUUUUACCACCCGUAAAGGAACCAGUUAUUAAAAUGCAACCUUUAGGCAUGGAAAUGGCACAGCUACUCCCUUUAAAGAUAUAAUUCACCCAAAAAUGAAAAUUUGCUAUUAAUUUACUGAUGUUACCAAAACAAAUACAUUAGAACAAGAUGAAUUUUAGGCAUAGCCGACAAACUCUACCGGCACUUUGGGUGAAAAUAUUAAAAAAAAAAACAUACAGACAAAACAAAAGAAAUGUCUUGAAGAAACCUGCUGGUCUUACGAAACGGAAUGAUUGGUCUCUACUAGAAAGUGAUCAUUAUUUACAGCACAAGCUUGUUCUUCAGCCUGUCGUGAAUGCAUUCAGGACAUUUUGUCAUAGCUGUAUAUUAAUGUAUAUCUGUAGUCUCUUUAGGUGCCAGUCAUGGCUGAGGGGGAGUUUAAAAUUUAUAAAAAAAAAUUCUUUACUCUCAAGGGGCUAGUGGAUGAGCAGGAGUAAAUAUAUCAGCAACAUUUUGUUUUUGGAUGAUCAGUCCUUUUAAAGGGAGAAGGUGAUCGCUGCAGAGCUACUUGGGGGGAGCUCACCUCCAAUGUGGGGGAGCUUGAGCACCAGCUCCUUUCUCCUGUAACUCAGCAAGCAUUUUUUGUUUUUAAAAGAGGUCUAAUAGAUGUCUAAACAUAGUCGUCUUGGCUAAAACAAGACUAAAUUAGGGCUGUCAAUGAAAAUCUAAUUAAUAGACGUCUAAGAAUAGGGCAUAACUUGACUAGUCAUCGAAUAAACAGAAAUGAAUGACUACACAUAUAAAGUCUGUCUAAUCUGUCAGUCUAUUUGAUGACUAGUCUAGCUUUGGGCUAUUUUUAGAUGUCUAUUACAUUUUCACUGACAGCCCAAGUUUAGCCUUGUUUCAGCUAAACUGUUUAGAUGUCUAUUAGACGUCUAUUAAAUACAAAGUUGUUUGCUGGGAAACUUUUAAUGCGUACACCUACCCCGCCCCUAACCCCAACCCCCAGUGACAUCACUUGUAGGAGAAGUGCAGCAAGGAGGAGCUGGAGCUCAGCUCUGCUUAUGUGAUUCUGCAGUGAGUACCACUUGUUUAAAGGUACUAUCCCAGUGAUAACCUGUUGUACGCCUAAAGAUGCAAUUUUUGCACAUUUUGUUUUCCUUCUGACAGUGUGUAUAGGUUUAAAUGGCAAAGAUCAUUUUAAAACUAUGUCAUCAUUAACAGCGCUUGAUUCUUAGUGUAUUGAUGUUGCUGAGGAGAACAUAUACAUGUGAUACAGGCUACCUCAUGUGAUAAUCCCGCUAGCGCAGAUUCUUCAUGACACUUUCUGCUUUUAAUAUCAAGUGAAUUACAGCACAAACAGGAAUAUAGAAUAUCCUCCUCGCUUAUGUGUUGUUAAACUCACCUUUAUUAGAUCAGAACUUCCCGGUAACCCGGGAGUAGAAGUAGGGCAAAAAGAACUGUAGCCCUAAUAUUUAGUUGUGCUUGUCCGCAGUUUUUCUCCUUUAAUGUCGUUUAAUGUCACUCCUAAAGAUGUGCAAACAUCUGAAAAAAACGCAAACUGGAUCGUGGUCCUAAAAAUAGUAGAUGCACUUAGAACAAAUUAGUUCUACCUCCAACUAUGUACAUAAAGGGAUGAAUCAAAUGUUGUAAUGCAUUAGCUUUUAUAGCCUUUAGAGCUCUGUAUAUACUUCCCCCUCAUAUUUUCUUCUGAUUUGAACGAUGCAUGAACUCGAUAUUGCCGUAUAUUUCUCAUUUGCACAAACUGUAAGAAAGAGCAUCAGCUAUAAGACUCUUAAUUUGCAGUGCACUUUGAAACAACACUGAUAUUCUGUAUAAUAUAACAGUUAUAUUCUAUAUAACAGAGCUUUUAUAUUCUAUAUAAGUGUUAUUGCGGAGUAUCUUUGUUCGUACUUCUAAUAUUCCAAUAUAUUUUAGAAAGGAAUACUUCAAACUGGCCUUUUCUCUAAUGUUUCUCUAAUGUGGAAUCAGGUUUGCAGUGCUUGAUUUUUGUUUUAUUCAGUUUUUUUCUAGCUAGAUGGCUCUCUUCAUAUUGGUGAGAUUAGUUGCCAAAGUAAAAUCGAAGACUAUUUUCAAAACAUGUACUUUUACUGAGAUUUUUUUUGUUGUUGUGCUAUUUAAAACAUGCACCUUGAGGGUUGUAUAGCCUUUGACAAACAUUUGAUGUUGACCAUAUCUGAAUUUCUUUCUGUAUUCUUGAAAAAAAAUGGCUGUUUUGGCAUUCAGCAUUUAACCUAAAGAGAUAUGGCGACGGCUUCACUAUGCUCAAUAUUCUAACCCAAAAGACUAAUAGCUAAAAUCUUGUAGUCUUUUACAAGCACAGACAUCAUUAAACUGAUAAAAUAAACUGGUGUUCUACUCUACAUCCUGGUUUAGCUAAACGUGAUUAACUGGUGUAAACAGGGUUUUACUGUACUGAACUGGCUUAGUAUUUACACACUAUGUUGACUAAGAGCAAGGUGUUUCACUCAAUGUGUUUAAGAGCUUUAUAAUCCCUACCGUACCAUGUUGGUCCACUAUUUUGAAGAGCAUGCAAAAAGAAUUAUGGGUAAUGGCUUGCAUUUGUGAGCUUUACUCACUUGGGGCUCCUGUUGGGAAGGCAUUCUGUGUGUUAUGUGAUUUAAUAUAAACCUGUACAUAAUUCUUUAAAAAAAUGAUUAAAGACUUUUUCCGUGAAAAAA
This is a messenger RNA of Danio aesculapii, 8569 nucleotides long. RefSeq names its product GTPase activating protein and VPS9 domains 1 (gene gapvd1). Gene Ontology annotation, biological process: regulation of GTPase activity; vesicle-mediated transport. Gene Ontology annotation, molecular function: guanyl-nucleotide exchange factor activity; small GTPase binding. The transcript has 29 exons. The record is from RefSeq and is a predicted model, not a curated record. Gene Ontology annotation, cellular component: endocytic vesicle; cytosol. NCBI's taxonomy places the organism in Eukaryota, Metazoa, Chordata, Actinopteri, Cypriniformes, Danionidae. Bases 189 to 4646 code for a protein of 1485 amino acids.